GAACCUACUGGCCCCGCCAACAAUUCCCAAGAAGUGGCUUCUGACCUUGCCGCAUAUAUCGCCAUGGACGACAGCGAUCAAGUCAUGGAACCCACUGCCUCUAGCAGCAACAGCCAACAUGUCAUGUCUGAUAUUGCUGCAUACAUCGCAAAGGACGACAGCGACCAAGACAUGGAACCCAUUGCCUCUGGCAGCAACAAUCAACAAGUUAUGUCUGAUAUUGCUGCAUAUAUCGCAAAGGACGACAGUAUCGGCAGCGGCGACAAAUCGGCACUUACUGUGAGAUUCGUCGAGCCAAAGAAAGAAGACGACGACAUUUGGAGCAAACCCCUCGUUUACAAUAAGGCACAACCAGGGCCCUCACCAAGUCUUGCUAGAGGCUUAGCUCAACGUUACCGAUCAGUUCGCGCAGGGAAGCAGCCAGCAGUUGCAGAACCAGCACCCAAAGCCGAUCCUACUGGGCGAAUCGAGGAGAUCUUGGCCUUGCCAUCUGUCGAAACCCUCAAGAUCAGCGAUGAAUCAAAAGCUGAGGUCGAAAGCAUGCAAGCGAAAGCAGCAGAGACUCGCCUAGUCGACCAACAGCGCGAGAAGUUCAACAGAGAGAGGCUACUGCGGGAGCAGGCCCUACAGAAGCUGAAGGAAAGGACAUCCAAGGGACCUCGUCUGCCUAUGGUGGCUCCUCUCAGCGACGAAUGGAUCGACAAGAUUGCGCACACGAUUGAGCUUCCAGAAGCAGAGGUGGUGGCUAAGACAUGCCAGGGAAUACCUCUUCGCCGGCACGACUUCGCUUCAGUGGUGGCAGCUAAGACCUGGCUCAACGACGAAAUCGUCAACGGCGCACUCGCAGAGUUGGAAAAGCAAAUCAACCUGGUGGCUGGCAUCACCGACUACAAACAACAGGGACGCAAGUGCCUUGUUAUGAAUUCAUUUUUCUGGCCUCGAGUUAAAGAGGCAGGCGGCAAGAAGACACAAUCAAUCCUUCGUCGGAUGGGCGUCACUCCCAAGAACUUUUUAUUGAUGGACACAGUCCUGGUUCCUAUUUGCCAAGACUAUCACUGGACACUCUUGGUCGUUCAACCCAAGGAUCGAAAAGUGAUGCACUUGGACUCUUUCAACCGACGCUCAUCUCAUCCCGAUUUGGCACUGGCAUGGAUGUCAGACUACUUGGGGGAUCUCUACCACGCCAGGCCAUGGCAGGUGAUGGUUAUGAAGACUCCUCAACAGACCAACGGCUACGACUGCGGUGUACACGUCAUUACCAAUGGCGUCUGCCUUGCUCUGGGGCUUGACCCCCUCAAGAGCUACAAUGUGGAGGAAAUGGCCCUCCAGAGGCUGAGAAUCGCGGGAAUGUUGUUGAACGGGGGGUUCGAGGGGGAGUUUGACCUCUGGCAGCAGUAG
This is a messenger RNA of Trichoderma virens Gv29-8, 1398 nucleotides long. RefSeq lists its product as uncharacterized. The record is from RefSeq and is a predicted model, not a curated record. NCBI's taxonomy places the organism in Eukaryota, Fungi, Ascomycota, Sordariomycetes, Hypocreales, Hypocreaceae. Gene Ontology annotation, biological process: proteolysis. Gene Ontology annotation, molecular function: cysteine-type peptidase activity; deNEDDylase activity. The transcript has 2 exons. The annotation marks the transcript as partial.